Messenger RNA from Hevea brasiliensis (rubber tree), 1029 nucleotides. RefSeq lists its product as uncharacterized. The record is from RefSeq and is a predicted model, not a curated record. The coding region runs from base 169 to 810 and encodes 213 amino acids. NCBI's taxonomy places the organism in Eukaryota, Viridiplantae, Streptophyta, Magnoliopsida, Malpighiales, Euphorbiaceae. The transcript is spliced from 2 exons.
GUCCAAUAAAAACCAUUUUCAAGACCAUCCCCUUUCGCUCACAUUUCACAAAUAAAAUACCGAACAUCAGUUUCUCAUUUGUCAACACCAUUAUAGCUUGGCAACAAAGCAAAACAUAUCUUGAAGUCUUUAACAGGAGAAGAAAAGGGAAGAUUUUUGGAAGAAAUCAUGAAGCUCGUUUGGUCCCCUGAAACUGCUUUGAAGGCCUAUAUAGAAACGGUUAAAUCGUGUGAGCUUUUUCAUGAUUCCAGUGUGGCUGAGCUUGUUUCGGCCAUGGCUGCAGGAUGGAACUCGAAACUUAUCGUAGAAACGUGGUCACAAGGUGGAGUUAUUGCCACAAGCAUUGGCUUAGCAAUUGCUAGUCGUUACACAGUUGGAAGACACGUUUGUAUAGUCCCUGAUGUGCAAUCAAGAUCGAAAUACGCAGAAGCCAUGGGAAAGGCUGGGAUGUCGCCAGAAAUCCUUGUUGGGGAACCGGAGGAGGUUAUGGAGAGUCUAGUAGGCAUUGAUUUCUUGGUGGUGGAUUCGCGGCCGAAGGAGUUUGCUAGGGUCUUGAGGCUAGCAAAGCUCAGCAACCGGGGUGCAGUUCUGCUGUGCAAGAACGCUAGCUUAAGAGCUUCAACUUUCAGAUGGAGAGGAGUACUUGAAGGAGGAUCACGGCGGCUGGUCAGGUCUGUGUUUCUGCCUGUAGGGAAGGGACUUGAUAUUGCACAUGUGGCUACAAGUGGGGGAAAUUCAGGGUUAAACAAGAAAAGAUGGAUCAAGCACAUAGAUGCACAAUCUGGGGAAGAACAUGUCAUCCGAAAGUAAUUUCUCAUAGGAGAUGAUGAACUUCUUUCUAAAUUCUAGCUGCUUUUUUCCAGAGAAUUUUAAUUUGUAAAUAUUUUUUCUUCUGCUUCCCCUCAUUGCCUCUCCUUUUUGGCUUGGAAAGGUUUCUGUUCAUAGAUAAGAAUCCCAAAACAUUUGUAUAUAUUUUCAUCUUGUAAUUCUCAUGUGUGAAGUUUAAAAUUCUCGAAUACUUGCUCCUGA